Messenger RNA from Pongo pygmaeus (Bornean orangutan), 3721 nucleotides. RefSeq names its product ankyrin repeat domain 16 (gene ANKRD16). Gene Ontology annotation, molecular function: protein binding. The coding region runs from base 521 to 1396 and encodes 291 amino acids. NCBI's taxonomy places the organism in Eukaryota, Metazoa, Chordata, Mammalia, Primates, Hominidae. The record is from RefSeq and is a predicted model, not a curated record. The transcript is spliced from 6 exons.
GGUUGGGGCAGCCCUGAGUACGCGUGCGGGGCAGGUCGCGCUUGGGCCUGGCUGCUUCAGGAGCCACCCUGCCCGGCGCCGGGCGAGACUGUGCGCGCCCUCCUGGACCCUCCACUUUGGGGCUUUGCGGUGUAGCGGCGCGCCCCACUCCCUCACGUGUUCAGUCCCGAAUCACUUACGGGCCGCGGCAGCUCCAGGACGGCGGACGCCAGCGCUCUCGGAUCCCCAGGCCCCUCUGUGCUCAUCCCGGACCGCCCCGUGCCCGGGACCGCGGCUUCUCCCACGCGGGGCAGGCCGGGGUUGUGAGGGGGCAGCCCGCCUGCGGACUAGGCCGGGGGUGUGAGGAGGCGGCUCUGCCGGGGACAAGGCCGGGGGCGUGAGGGGCGGUUCUGCCGGGUUGGGGCGCGCGGGGCAGGUUGCGUGAAGAGGCGGAAAGUCCCACUCGCCCUCGGCUUCUGCCUGCCCGGCCGCCGGUGUCCCGUCCGCCGCUGCCCCGCACAGCCUGGCCCGACCCGCGGCGAUGGCCCAGCCCGGGGACCCGCGCCGCCUCUGCAGGCUGGUGCAGGAGGGCCGGCUGCGCGCCCUGAAGGAGGAGCUGCAGGCGGCGGGGGGCUGCCCGGGGCCGGCCGGGGAUACCCUCCUGCACUGCGCCGCGCGCCACGGCCAUCGGGACGUGCUGGCCUAUCUGGCCGAGGCCUGGGGCAUGGACAUCGAGGCCACCAACCGAGACUACAAGCGGCCUCUGCACGAGGCGGCCUCCAUGGGCCACCGAGACUGCGUGCGCUACCUGCUGGGCCGGGGGGCAGCGGUCGACUGCCUGAAGAAGGCCGACUGGACUCCUCUGAUGAUGGCCUGCACAAGGAAGAAUCUGGGGGUGAUCCAGGAGCUGGUGGAACAUGGCGCCAAUCCACUCCUGAAGAACAAAGAUGGCUGGAACAGUUUCCACAUUGCCAGUCGAGAAGGCGACCCUCUGAUCCUCCAGUACCUGCUCACUGUUUGCCCAGGUGCCUGGAAGACAGAGAGCAAAAUUAGAAGGACUCCUCUGCACACUGCAGGUACAGCCUACAGCUCUGCAGCAAUGCAUGGCCAUUUAGAGGCGGUCAAGGUGCUUCUUAAGAGGUGCCAAUAUGAACCAGACUACAGAGACAACUGUGGCGUCACCCCCUUGAUGGAUGCAAUCCAGUGUGGUCACAUCGACGUCGCUAGGCUGCUCCUCAGUGAACAUGGGGCUUGCCUUUCAGCAGAAGACAGCCUGGGUGCCCAGGCUCUGCACAGGGCAGCCGUCACAGGGCAGGACGAAGCCAUCCGAUUCUUGGUCUCUGAACUUGGCGUCGAUGUAGAUGUGAGAGCCACAUCAACCCACCUCACAGCACUUCAUUAUGCAGCUAAGAAAUAAUGUUAUUUGAAGCCAUAAAUACCCAUUGUAUGAAAUUCCUGGCUCUCUGUUUUUACACUGGAUUUCAGAAGUUAAGAACUCUUCAGCCAAGGCAAGAGAAUUGUAUUUACUAGGCUCUCUGGGGUGUAAAAUAUUGAAGAGAAGCAAACAUUUUCACUGGAAAAGUAGCUGUUUUAAAUGCUAGGAGAGUUUUGCAUAUUAUCCUUAACAUUAUCUAUUGGCUCUAUGCCUUUACUUAUUUUUUGGUUUUUUGUUUGUUUUUGUUUUUGUUUUGAGAUGGAGUCUUGCUCUGUUGCCCAGACUGGUUUACAGGUGUGUGCCACCAUGCCCAGCUAAUUUUUGUAUUCUUAGUAGAGACGGGGUUUCACCAUGUUGGCCAGGCUGGUCUCGAACUUUUGAGCUCAUGAUCCACCCACCUCGGCCUCCCAAAGUGCUAGGAUUACAGGCGUGAGCCGUCACGCCUGGCCUACUUGUUUUUCUAAUCAAUUACAUUCUCCUGCCUGAUGUUCUGCUUUCGAGCAGCUGGGUAGAUACACAUGAUGUGCUCUGUGUCCACAGGGUCCUCCCAUAGGAAGAGUGAACCUGGAACCUUAAUCGUAGUCUCAUCACAUAGUAGCAGACUAAUUGGCUAGACAAAGAGUGUGUAAAUUAUUUUAUAGGCUGGGCGCAGUGGCUCACUCCUGUAAUCCCAGCACUUUGGGAAGCCAAGGCGGGCAGAUCACGAGGUCAAGAGAUCGAGACCGGCCAGGCGCAGUGGCUCACGCCUGUAAUCCCAGCACUUUGGGAGGCUGAGGCAGGUGGAUCUUGAAGUCAGGAGAUCGAGACCAUCCUGGCUAACACGGUGAAACCCCGUCUCUACUAAAAAUACAAAAAAUUAGCCGGGCAUGGUGGCAGGUGCCUGUAGUCCCAGCUACUGGGGAGGCUGAGGCAGGAGAAUGGUGUGAACCCGGGAGGAGGAGCUUUCAGUGAGCUGAGAUUGCACCACUGCACUCCAGCCUGGGCGACAGAGUGAGACUCUGUCUGAAAAAAAAAAAAAGAGAGAUUGAGACCAUCCUGGCCAACAUGGUAAAACCCUGUCUCUACUAAAAAAUACAAAAAAAUUAGCUGGGCUUGGUGACACAUGCCGGUAGUCCCAGCUACUCAGGAGGCUGAGGCAGAAGGAGCGCUUGAACCCGGGAGGUGGAGGUUGCAGUGAGCCAAGAUCAUGCCACAGCACCCCAGCCAGGCAACAGAGUGAGACUACAUCUCAAAUAUAUAUAUAUUUUUUUAUAAAUAUUUUUAUUUUAUAAGAUAUUUAUAAUAAUAAUUCCUACUAACUGUAAUAGGAAUUCCCAUUUAUGAGAGGUUAUGAUGUUUUCUAGUUUAUCUGUGCCCUAAAGAUUUUAACAAAGAGUAUAUUUGCUUGGGAAAUUUUAGAGUUUUGGGUUCUGUAUAAAUCACAAGAUUUGUACUGCUCACAAUGAUGGAAACUAACUGCAUUGGGUCAGUAAUUUGGCCCACAGAGUUGAUCAUCUAUAUUCUAAUAAUUAAAUGUCACCAAAAUAUUUAUUUAAUGAUUUAUAUUAGAAUUGAGAAUGAUACAAUAUCUUGUUUUAGAUAUGAAAAUUUGGCCAGGCACGGUGGCUCACACCUGUAAUCCCAACACUUUGGGAGGCUGAGGCGGGAGGAUCCCUGGAGCCCAGGAGUUUGUGGUCAGUCUGGACAACAUAGUGAGACCUUGUCUCUACAAAAAAAAAAAAAAAGAAUAAAUUAGGGAAAAAAAGAUACGAAAAUUCACUUUUAGCAGUUGACUGUUUUAGAAAAAGUGCCUAAUAUAUGUUAGAGUCUAUGUUUAAAGUGUGAAAGGAAAAUAAAAACUUAAGACCCCCAACUCACUCUGCCAAAAGAAAAAAAAAUUAAGCUGAAAGCUGAGUCAUGGGAAAGCUGCCUUUCCUUUUGUUCCUAAGCAGAUAGCUACAGAUAAAGGGUUAAAUAUUUCCACAGGUAGCUACUUUAUAUUCAACUUCUCUUAUGUAAAGUGCCAAUUUACUGAGCAGAAAGAGAUAUUUAAUGUAUCAUUGCCUAUUCCCCCCACCUGUUCCUUUUAUCCUGCAACAUGGAUUCAGUAAUGUGACCAUACCCUCCUCCUUUUCACUCCAGCCCUCUUUUCCACUUUAAAUAUUGAAGCCCUCAAAUCAUCUUUGGAGUAAGACACAGACCUGUCUCUCGGGUAUGUCCUUAACCCUGGCAAAAUAAACUUCUAAAUUGAUUGAGACCUGUCUCAGAUACUUUUUGGUUUGCAAAAGGUUUUCUUUUAUCCUCAUCACAGUGAUAACAAAUUUGUUU